CUUCGGUUAGGAAAACAGCUUUCUCUUGGCAGAGGUGAAACGGUGCUGAAGGGCUGCCUCUCCGAACACUAGCCUGGGCCUCUGGGGCUGAGCUGGGCACAAGAUGAAGGGAGCCCUGGUGUGGCUCCUGCUGUGGGGCUUGGCUGACUCGGCUGUGGAGCCAGGCUACACAAUGGAAGCCAGGAAUGCCCCCAAUCCAGAAAUCAACACUGCAGCUGAAAACGCAAGUACGUGUGAACCAGGGACAACAGCUCCCUCACUCUUCAAAAGAGUACCUCUUGGCAACACAAGCGUCUUCGCACCAGAAGCUAACUCCACACCUGUAAACAGCAAAACUACCUCAAUUGUCACAAAUAAAGCAGCUGAGAAGACAAAGACGCGCACACAAGAAACUACCACUUCAGAGGAAAACAGCACAGCUGCCUCACUUUUCGCAAGCACAACCACAGAAAACAAAAGUAUUGCUGCACCAGAGACCACUGCCACAGCGGUUCAAAAUACACGCAUCCCUGUAACUGAAACCACCACCACAACUAGAAACACUACACCUCCUUCACUUUUCACAGGGCCAUCAAUGGGAAACACAAGUAGCUCUGCAGGACAAACCAUCACCAACGCUGUGGGAAAUACAAGCUUCUCUGUACCAGAAAUCAGGACUGGCGCUAAAAAUACAACAGCCGCCUUGCUUCUGACGAGUGUAGCUGUCGGAAACACAAGCACCGCUGAACCAGAAACUACCUCCACCUCAGCUGGAAAUUCCACAGCUGCCCCACUUUUCACAACAACCACCACUAGAAACACAACUACCUCUGUACCAGAAACAAACGUCAUGGCUGGAAAUACCACAGCACCCUCAGUUUCGACAACUACUGCCAUUGGAAACACAAGUACUACUGCACCAGAAAUCACCUCCACUUCAGCUGGAAACACCACAGCCGCCACACUUUCAACAACUACUGCCAUUGGAAACAAAGGUACUACUGCACUAGAAAUCACCUCCACUUCAGCUAGAAAUACAACAGCUGCCCCACUUUCGACAAGGACUGCCAUUGGAAACACAAGUAUCACUACACCAAAAAUCAGCUCAGCUGGAAAUACCACAGCUCCCUCACUUUCGACAAGUGUAACCAUUGGAAACACAAGUACUACUGCACCAGAAAUCACUUCCACUUCAGCUGGAAAUACCACAGCUCCCUCAAUUUCAACAACUACUGCCAUUGGAAACACAAGUACUAGUGCACCAGAAAUCACCUCCACUUCAGCUGGAAAUACCACAGCCGCCACACUUUCAACAACUACUGCCAUUGGAAACACAAGUACUACUGCACCAGAAAUCACCUCCACUUCAGCUGGAAAUACCACAGCUCCCUCACUUUUGACAACUACUGCCAUUGGAAACAGAAGUACUACUGCACCAGUAAUCACCUCCACUUCAGCUGGAAAUACCACAGCCGCCACACUUUCAACAACUACUGCCAUUGGAAACAUAAGUACUACUGCACCAGAAAUAACUUCCACUUCAGCUGGAAAUACCACAGCUCCCUCACUUUCAACAACUACUGCCAUUGGAAACACAAGUACUAGUGCACCAGAAAUCACCUCCACUUCAGCUGGAAAUACCACAGCUCCCUCACUCUUGACAACUACUGCCAUUGGAAACACAAGUACUACUGCACCAGAAAUCACCUCCACUUCAGCUGGAAAUACCACAGCUCCCUCACUUCUGACAACUACUGCCAUUGGAAACACAAGUACUACUGCACCAGAAAUCACCUCCACUUCAGCUGGAAAAACCACAGCUCCCUCACUUUUGACAACUACCGCCAUUGGAAACACAAGUAUCACUACACCAAAAAUCACCUCCAGCUCAGCUGGAAAUACCACAGCUCCCUCACUUUCGACAACUACUGCCAUGGGAAACAGAAGUACUACUGCACCAGUAAUCACCUCCACUUCAGCUGGAAAUACCACAGCUCCCACAUUUUUCACAACUACCGCCAUUCGAAAGACAAGUACCACUGUGCCAGAAACCACCUCCACUUCAGCUGGAAAUAUCACAGCUCCCUCAGUUUCGACAAGUGCAACCAUUGGAAACACAACUACUACUGCACCAAAAAUCACCUCCACUUCAGCUGGAAAUACCACAGCUCCCUCACUUUUGACAACUACUGCCAUUGGAAACACAAGUACUAGUGCACCAGAAAUCACUUCCACUUCAGCUGGAAAUACCACAGCUCCCUCACUUUCGACAACUACUGCGAUUGGAAACACAAGUACUAGUGCACCAGAAAUCACCUCCACUUCAGCUGGAAAUACCACAGCUCCCUCACUUUUGACAACUACUGCCAUUGGAAACACAAGUACAACUGCACCAGAAAUCACUUCCACUUCAGCUGGAAAUACCACAGCUCCCUCACUUUCGACAACUACUGCCAUUGGAAACACAAGUACUACUGCACCAGAAAUCGCCUCCACUUCAGCUGGAAAUACCACAGCUCCCUCACUUUCGACUACUACUGCCAUUGGAAAUACAAGUACCUCUUCACCAGAUACAACCAUCACAGCUGGAAAUACCACAGCUCCCACAUUUUUCACAAGUGCAGUCACAGGAAUCACAGAUUUCGUGACAGGACUGGCUACUGGGACUUCCACAGCAGACGCCGGCACAGUGUCUGCAGCUCUGAGCUCCCUCCCGGGGCUUGUCCCCGUCAGUUCCGCUGCAACAGGUGCCCCCAGGACCUCCAGCCCAGGACUGGCUGCUUCUUCCUCCAGGUCUCCAGGCCCCUCUCCCCAGAUCUCUCUUCCAAGCAGCACCUCAGCUCCCUGCCAGAACGGCGGCUCCCCCGACGGCGCGGAGUGCCUUUGCCCACCGGGCUACUGGGGCGCCCUGUGCGAGUCGUUUGAAGCCCGGGACUGCCAGAACGGAGGCGUCUGGACCGAGGCGGGCUGCCGCUGCCCGGAUCUCUUUCAGGGGGCCCACUGCGAGUUUGCCGUGGAGGCGGUCAGGAUUGAAGCUGUGGUGAACGCAACGCUGGACGUGGAGCUGCAGGUGGUCAACCGCGAGUUCCGCCCGGGCUUUGAGGACCCCACGACGGCCGCCUAUCAGCAGUUCGCCCAGGAGUUCCGAGCGCAGAUCAGCCUCGUCUACGGCGACCUCGGCGGCUUCCAGGACGUGGCGGUCACGGGGCUGAGGCCCGGCAGCGUGGUGGUGCCGCACCGGCUCUUCUUCGCGCUCCCGGUCCGCGCCGAGCUCAACGCCACCUUCGAGGCGCUGCCCCGGGCGCUGGAGCGGCGGGUCGCGGCGGCCGCGGGGGACCAGAUCCUCUGCCCGGCGGCAGCUGGUGAGUGGGGCGGCGAGCGCGGCGAGAGGGCGGCCCUUCCCGCGCCGGCCCGCCUGCGCCGCUCAGCCCCUCUCGUUCCCCGCAGCCACGCUGUGCUUCAACCCGCGCUCCCUCGGGGUCACCGGCCGGCAGCUGGGCCGCUUCAGCGGCGCAGAGCUCUGCAGGGAGCGGAGCCCGCCGGCCUUCGGCUCGCACUACUUCCCGCUGGCGACGGAGAGCGGCUUCUGGUGCGCCUCGCGGUGCCUGGCGGGGGCCCCCGGGGCGCUGCACUGCCAGGCGGGGCGCUGUCGGGUGGGCCGCUCGGGGCCCCGGUGCCAGUGCCCGCAGGACGGCCCCUUCUGGUACUGGGGCGCCAGCUGCCAGGGCCGGAUCCAGCGCCUGGGCGGGGCCGUGGGCCUGGCCGCCCUGCUGGCCUUCCUGGGGCUGCACGUGGUCGUGGCGCUGCUCUCUGGGUCCGGGAUUCCGCGGGCUUGCCGUUGCCGUGGGGGCGCUGAGCGAAGCCGACAGAGCCACGGCCUUGCAAGGAGGAGGGGGCAGUAGAGACCCCCAUCGCGCACUCCGGUGGCCUGGCGGGCCUGAA
This is a messenger RNA of Eublepharis macularius, 3921 nucleotides long. Its product is annotated as mucin-2-like. Lineage: Eukaryota; Metazoa; Chordata; Lepidosauria; Squamata; Eublepharidae. The coding region runs from base 104 to 3835 and encodes 1243 amino acids. The transcript has 10 exons. Gene Ontology annotation, molecular function: Notch binding. The record is from RefSeq and is a predicted model, not a curated record.